Aspergillus calidoustus is the source of this 573-nucleotide messenger RNA. The record is from the annotation of a GenBank genome assembly. Lineage: Eukaryota; Fungi; Ascomycota; Eurotiomycetes; Eurotiales; Aspergillaceae.
AUGCAUCUCCCCCCUGCCGGACUCUGGUUCCUCACCCCCGCCCUCGGGCUGGGCAUGGCCCUUCCGAUGGAGGACGCCUUGGCCCCCUCGAUGGGCAUAGAGAUGCCUAUCGAAAUGAACGAGCAAAUGGAAAACAAGAUUCACAUUCAUCACGUCGAAUAUAUGCAUGACGAGAUUCCAGAGAGAGCGAUGCAAACCGGCCCCGCUUUCAAUAUAGACAUGGCCCCCGGGAUCGAAAUGGACGAUAAGCACAAGAUGGGAGAACAGAUGCACAGUUACCAUGAGCACGACUACUACGCGCAGAAGGAGAAACGACACGACGACAACCCAACCGAUGAACCGACUCUGACCAAGUCUCCGAUACCAACGACUACAAGGGAGACUGCGACUGACACUUACACUGACACUGAAACUACAACUACAACGAGCGACGACAACCAGCCAACCAAACCGCCGGGACACUAUGAUGAGUACGGGAAGUAUGGGGAUUACGGAAAGUACGGGCAUUAUGGUGACUAUGAUGAUGCAACUCGGCGGGAGACAGACCUUCCACGACAGAGCUGGCGAGAGUAG